This is a messenger RNA of Bactrocera latifrons, 4561 nucleotides long. It is a transcript of the gene fz, whose product is annotated as frizzled. The transcript has 5 exons. The record is from RefSeq and is a predicted model, not a curated record. Gene Ontology annotation, molecular function: Wnt receptor activity; Wnt-protein binding. Bases 291 to 2090 code for a protein of 599 amino acids. Gene Ontology annotation, biological process: canonical Wnt signaling pathway; non-canonical Wnt signaling pathway. Lineage: Eukaryota; Metazoa; Arthropoda; Insecta; Diptera; Tephritidae. Gene Ontology annotation, cellular component: plasma membrane.
UUUUGAUAAAAUAAAAAUAAUGUUUCCGCAAAAAUAUAUAAACCAUACCAUUGCUAAAACCAAGUGACAUAAUAAGAAUUGUGUAUAAAAUACAUGUACAAAAGGGUACUAGAAAUGCAUACAAAAUAAUUAUAUUAUAUACGCCACACCAAAAGUGUUUAAUUGCAGCAAGUUCCUCUUAAAUCGAGCCGUUUAAAUAUAAAUAAAACACAAUACACAACAAUAAAAAACGUUUGCGAAAUUCAUCACACAUCAUUAGAAAUUCUAAAUCACCCGUUUACGUCGUGAAAAUGUACGCGCAUCAAAGCAAAAUGCCGACGGCAAGUCGUAACUGUAACGCGCUAAUCUGUGCCAUAAUCGUCGCGUUCACUUGUUGCCGCAUACUGCCAACCGUACGCGCCGUGCAUCGGUAUGAUCAAACGCCGGUCGAAGCUAGCCCUUAUUACCGCACCUCCGCAUCGGGUGAAAUGAUCAGUUCAUCGGCGAUGACAAGUGAUGCAUUUCCGCAUCAUAAUCGCUGUGAACCGAUCACAAUUUCCAUAUGUAAAAAUAUACCCUACAAUAUGACAAUAAUGCCGAAUUUAAUUGGUCAUACGAAGCAAGAGGAAGCCGGUUUGGAGGUACAUCAAUUUGCGCCGCUCGUCAAAAUCGGUUGCAGUGCCGAUUUGCAGUUAUUCCUUUGCUCUUUGUAUGUGCCCGUUUGUACGAUACUCGAACAACCCAUACCGCCGUGUCGUUCGUUAUGUGAAUCGGCGCGUAUCUGUGAGACACUCAUGAAAACGUAUAAUUUCAAUUGGCCGGAGAAUUUGGAGUGUUCGAAAUUUCCCAUUAGCGGCGGUGAGGCUUUGUGUGUUGCCGAGAAUACGACUUCGUCGACGCCGACACCGACGCGCAGCAUACCGAAGGUAACGCCGCGCAAAAAUUAUGCAGACAGUCCGCAUCGUAAUAUCGGUUUCGUGUGUCCGGUUCAAUUGAAGACACCCCAAGGAAUGGGUUACGCGCUCAAAGUUGGUGGAAAGGAAUUACGCGACUGUGGCGCACCAUGUCAUGCCAUGUUCUUUCCGGAAAAAGAACGCACUGUACUCCGCUACUGGGUUGGCUCAUGGGCGGCUGUCUGUGUGGCAAGUUGUCUAUUUACGGUGCUGACCUUUCUCAUUGACUCGUCGCGUUUUCGCUAUCCGGAGCGUGCCAUUGUUUUUCUCGCCGUUUGCUAUCUUGUCGUGGGUUGCGCGUAUGUGGCCGGUUUGGGCGCGGGCGAUUCGGUGGCGUGUCGUGAACCCUUUCCGCCACCGGUGCGUCUCGGGCGGUUGCAGAUGAUGUCGACCAUAACGCAGGGUCAUCGUCAAACCACCGCUUGCACGGUUUUAUUUAUGGCGCUGUACUUCUGCUGCAUGGCCGCCUUUGCUUGGUGGUCGUGCUUGGCGUUCGCCUGGUUUUUAGCCGCCGGCCUCAAAUGGGGUCACGAGGCGAUCGAAAAUAAAUCGCAUUUAUUUCAUUUGGUCGCCUGGGCCAUACCGGCGUUGCAGACAAUUUCGGUGCUGGCAUUGGCCAAAGUUGAAGGCGACAUACUCUCCGGCGUUUGUUUUGUCGGUCAACUGGAUACACACUCACUCGGCGUAUUCCUCAUACUACCACUCUGUAUUUAUCUCUCGAUAGGCGCACUCUUUCUACUCGCCGGCUUUGUAUCGCUCUUUCGCAUACGUACCGUUAUGAAGACGGAUGGCAAACGUACGGAUAAAUUGGAGCGUCUCAUGAUGCGUAUCGGUUUCUUCUCGGGGCUCUUCAUAUUGCCGGCGCUCGGUUUUCUCGGCUGUCUCUUCUAUGAGUAUUAUAAUUUCGAUGAAUGGAUGAUACAAUGGCAUCGCGACAUUUGCAAACCCUUCUCCAUACCAUGUCCGCAGUUGCGCCAGGAUGGUUUGGAAUCGCGGCCCAUCUUUCAGAUUUAUAUGGCCAAAUAUUUGUGUUCAAUGUUGGUGGGCGUUACGUCGAGCGUGUGGUUGUAUUCGGGUAAGACGAUGGUGAGUUGGCGUAACUUCGUCGAGCGGCUGCAAGGGAAGGAUCCGCGUACGCGUGCUCAGGCUUACGUUUAGUUUAGUUUAAUAUUUAAAAUGGUCAAUAUUAUAAUUAAGGCGUGUAAGAGAGAUUUCGUUGCGUGAGUGAGUGUAAUGUGUGUGUUGAGUUUUUUUUAGCCUUUCUCUUUAGUUCCGAGUAUAUUUUGUAAAAUAUUUCAGUAAAAAUGUUAGUGUAGUAUCCCAAGUCUCCUAAAAAUUACGUAACACAUAUAGAUAUAUAAAGCCUUGUUGUUUAUAUCAACUGCUCAAUAGGUUAUUUGCACUCAAAUGAAUUGAGUGAAAGCCAAAAUGUUAGGUUAUGUGACAAUUAAAACUACUUAAGAAAUGAGAUUAUUAAGUACUACUUCUGCUUAUGCUUGUGUGUGUGUGUUUAAAAAAUAUUUGUAUUGAGUGUUACUUAUGUAGGUUUGUGCUAUUUGUAAUAAUUAUUUGAGUUUGUAAUAUAAUUGAGUGUUUUAGCCAUUUUUCUGAAACUUUUGAGUGCAAAUGUUAAAAAAGUACAGUGUGUUAAAAAGCUCAGCGAUUUCCAAACUUUUUAAAAAAUAUGAAAAAAUAAUCAAAAUUAAAUUUUAAGUGAAAUUUUUGUGUCUGAGUGCUCCAAUUGUACGUAUUAUUGAUAUAAUGUAGUUUACUUUUAAUUUUGAUUGUGUAAAAACUUAACGGAUAUAAUUAGUUUGUAGUUGUAAAAGCUUUACAUGUGCCCUAAACAUAGUUGGAAAGAAGUAAACUUUUAAUGUAUUAUUCCACAGACAGGAAGAGAAGGCAGUUGAGAAGUUCAAAACAUUCAAAAAUGUGGAAAAUUGGCAACAUAGUCAGGUGCAAUUUGAAAAGAGUUUAAAUUAUAAAAGGUCUUUAUACAUUUUCGGUAAGAAAUCAAUUUUUCUUAUUUCCUCGUAUAUGUUAUUCCCGGUAUUUUAUUCUUAUUUCCACCUACAUAUAUGUGAUCGAGAGCCUAAACAGCGUACUUCUCGCAAUUGCUGGCUAAAAAGCAAUAGGCUCUUUUAAGUAGCCGUAAGUGAUUUAAGAGCACUCCAUUUGUUAAAUACCAUCAAAAUGAUUAAGAAAAGUGUAAUUAAUAUAUGACUUGUUAAAGAAAUAUAAUAACUUUUAAUACUGUGUUUCAUAAGUUCAUAAAAGUCAAUAAGCUUCUGGAAGGGACUCAAAGUCAUUUUAGAUCACUUAUGUCAAUAAACAGUUAUAAAUUUAUUAAAUGAACCCAAGGCAAUUUUAGAUCACUCCAUAUGCCACAUACCACUAAGAUACCCACUAAAAGUAUAAAUAUUUUUACAAUUUCUUGGAGAAAGCACUUUAGUAUUGUGUUUAACAAGUUCAUAAAAAUCAAUUGGCUUUUCGAAGGGUAUCAAAGAAAUUUUAUAUUACUAUAUUAUUCAGAUAACAACAAAAUAGCUACCUAAAAUUUGUAUUUUAAUAAUAUUUUGGCGGAAGAAUCUUUAAAUGGACUCAAAGCGAUUUUAGAUUCCUCCAUUUGACAGGUAACACCAAAAUAACUAUAAUUUCCUAAAGAAGUAUCUUUCAACGAUGUGUUUCACUAGUUCAUAAAAAUGUAUAGACUUUUCGAAGGAAUUCAAAGGCAUUUUAGAUCACUCCGUUUCUCACAUAACACUAGGAUAUACAUCAAAAAUAAAAAUAUUUUUUAUAAUUUCUUGUAGAAAGCACUUUCAGUACUGUGUUCCACAAGUUCAUAAAUUUUAUUAAUUUUGAUUAAAAAUAUGGGAAGUACUUAAGCUCAGUUAUUUUACAUCUCUGCGCUUAUUUACAAAAAAUACAAAGCAUUUUAAGCUGUCGUGCUCUAAUCUAAUCAAGCUGAGCCCAAAUAACGACUUUGAGAAUUUUGCCUUGGCUUUUCCAUAAUUUCUAGUACCUAGCUUGUUAUAUCUGUCUUUGCUGAUCGUGGUGUGGAAUACAACUUUGUCAAAUGGAAAAAGAGAUUCCGAAAUACGUUCGUUUAAUUCGAGAUCAUUAUACAGAGAUAUAUUGAAUAUAUUUUCGGACCUACAGAAUCAUUCACCGAUAUUUUUGUCGAAUUAUACAGCGAAAUAGCUGAAGCAACGGUUUCAAAGCACCUUAGUCUAUUUCGAGAAAAUCAAUAUGCCGACACACAUAUUUUCGCACCCUGUUAUAGGUUUAUUUAUGCAUUUUCGAAGACUUAAGCGCAAUAGCUGAUGUGGAUGUGAAUGUGGAUUACACAGACUCUAAUCCGUCACUCUGCUUAGUUGGGUUCUAAACAUGUAAAGGUCGAGUUUUUACGCAAAAUGUAUCGACUUUUCAAUAGGAUAGUUCUUAAUAACGUUAUAAUUGUCCAAAAUUAAUAAUUAUCAUUUCGUUAUAAUUUUCCUAUAAUCAAAUCUGCAGACGAAAUUUGUUUAUUAAUAAUUUCUAAAGUUCUCCAAACUGCCUUCUCUUCAAAAUUAAGCCUAAAAACUCGAAAAUAUAAAACAAAAAAAAAAUUCCAAACUACAAAAAAAAAA